Molecule: messenger RNA, 3066 nt
Organism: Corylus avellana
Lineage: Eukaryota; Viridiplantae; Streptophyta; Magnoliopsida; Fagales; Betulaceae
Product: cytochrome b561 and DOMON domain-containing protein At5g47530
Source: RefSeq, a predicted model, not a curated record
GACUUGAAGACCAACCCAAGAGAGAGAGAGAGAGAGAUUUUUCUAAAGUUAGAAGGAAACAAACUUCCUUGACUUCUUCUAUUGCAUUGCUAUCCAUUUUAGUAAUUCUUUAAUCUCGGAGCUCUUUAUAUUCAGGAAAAAACUUCUUCUGCCAACAAGAUUUAGAACCCACCUUCACUUCUUUCUGUUUCCCUCACAUCUCUCUCCUCUUUGGAAUCUGGCUGUGAAUCAAGGCUUUUUGAUCCAAAGCCUUGAAACCCAGAUAGAGAAAAAACCUUGGGAAACAAUUUUGGUGUCAUCUGGUGGCAGAUACCCAGAUACAGAGAAGUUGUUUUCCUUGCGAUAUUGAUCUCUGGGCAUAAUAUAUCAAAGGCGUCGACUUUUUGUAUUGGCCUCGCCAUGGGAAAAGGUUUGACAACUUUGUUGCUUUCUUGUGUUCUGUUCUCUCUAUUUGCCUCAUCGUUCGCUCAAACCUGCAAGAGCUAUACGUUCUCCAGCAACAAGUUAUACACCUCAUGCUCAGAUCUUCCUGUUUUGAGCGCUUUCCUUCACUGGAGCUAUGACCAGUCAACCAAUAAAGUUGAGAUUGCGUAUAGACACACAGGAACCUCAACUUCGAAUUGGGUUGCUUGGGCGAUUAACCCUACAGGAUCAGGAAUGGUGGGAGCACAAGCCCUUGUGGCCUAUCAAAACUCCAGUUCAGUCAUCCACGCAUACACAUCCCCAGUGACUGGAUAUGGAACAACGCUGGCAGAGGGUUCUUUGAGCUUCGAGGUUUCAAAUCUCUCUGCAGCAUUUGUGAAUAGCGAGAUGACGAUAUUUGCUACACUGACGCUUGAUAGCGGCACGACAACGGUGAAUCAAGUCUGGCAAGAAGGUCCUCUGAGUGGAGGUAGUCCUAGCAGCCAUGAUACCUCUUCGAGCUCACCUAAUAUGAAAUCAAUGGGCACUCUGAAUUUUCAGGAUGACCAGGCGACAACAACCCCAUCAGGAGGUGGAGUCACUCCAAGGCGUCGAAGACAGAAUGUUCACGGAGUACUAAAUGCGGUUAGUUGGGGGACUCUGAUGCCCAUUGGAGCCAUGAUUGCAAGGUACCUAAAGGUGUUCAAGUCCGCAGAUCCUGCAUGGUUUUACCUGCAUAUUGCUUGCCAAACUUCUGCAUAUGUUAUUGGGGUUGCUGGAUGGGCAACGGGUCUAAAACUAGGCAGCGAAGCCUCUAGUGUUAAUCAGUAUGAUACUCACAGGAACAUCGGCAUAACCCUCUUCUGCCUUGGAUCACUUCAGGUGUUUGCCCUGCUUUUGAGGCCAAAGAAGGAUCACAAAUACAGGUUAUAUUGGAACAUCUACCACCAUUCUGUGGGAUAUUCUGUCAUUGUCCUAAGCAUCAUCAACAUAUAUGAGGGAUUGGAUAUCUUGGACCCUGAGAAGAAGUGGAAGAGGAUAUACACCGGAAUUCUGAUUUUGUUGGGCGUCAUUGCCGCUUUAUUGGAAGCCUUUACUUGGUUCAUUGUUAUCAAAAGGAAACAGAAGAGCUCUGAGAAGUACCCCGAGUAUGGGAAUGGAGUGAAUGGUUCUAAUGGCUAUGCUGCCAGAACAGAGAAUGGGGGAAGAGAUAGAGAAAAUACAUUAGGAAACACUUUCAGUAUCAUCUGCAACGUACCCAGAAACAGAGAACUUGUUUUUCUUGAGGAUUUGAUCUCUAUGCAUAGGUCAAAGUUCACCAAAAUGGGAAAAGGAUUGACAACUUUGUUGCUUUCUUGUGUUCUGUUCUCUCUAUGUGCCUCAUCGUUUGCUCAAACCUGUAAGAGUUAUACUUUCUCUAGCAGCAACAGGGUAUACAGCUCAUGCACAGACCUUCCUGUUUUGAGUGCUUUCCUACACUGGAGCUAUGACCAAUCAACCAGUAAAGUUGACAUUGCGUAUAGACACACAGGAGCCUCAACUUCGAAUUGGGUUGCUUGGGCGAUCAACCCUUCAGGACAAGGAAUGGUAGGAGCACAAGCCCUUGUGGCCUAUCAAAACUCCAGUUCGGCCAUCCACGCAUACACAUCCCCAGUGAGCGGAUAUGGAACUACGCUGGCAGAGGGUUCUUUGAGCUUUGCGGUUUCAAAUCUCUCUGCAACAUUUGAGAAUAGCGAGAUGACGAUAUUUGCUACACUGACGCUUGAUAGCAGCAUGACAACGGUGAACCAAGUCUGGCAAGAAGGUCCUCUGAGUGGAGGUAGUCCCAGCAGCCAUGAUACCACUUCGAGCUCAGCCAAUAUGCAAUCAGCAGGCACUCUGAAUUUUCUGAAUGAUCAGGCGACAACAACGUCUGCAGGAGGUGUAGUCACUGCAAGGCGUCGAAGACAGAAUGUUCAUGGAGUGCUAAACGCGGUUAGCUGGGGGACUCUGAUGCCCAUGGGAGCCAUGAUUGCAAGGUACCUAAAGGUGUUCAAGUCAGCAGAUCCUGCAUGGUUUUACCUGCAUAUUGCUUGCCAAACUUCUGCCUAUGUUAUUGGGGUUGCUGGAUGGGCAACGGGUCUAAAACUAGGCAGCGAAGCCUCUAGUGUUAAUCAGUAUGAUACUCACAGGAACAUCGGCAUAACCCUCUUCUGCCUUGGAUCACUUCAGGUGUUUGCCCUGCUUUUGAGGCCAAAGAAGGAUCACAAAUACAGGUUAUAUUGGAACAUCUACCACCAUUCUGUGGGAUAUUCUGUCAUUAUCCUAAGCAUCAUCAACAUAUAUGAGGGAUUGGAAAUCUUGGACCCUGAGAAGAAGUGGAAGAAGAUAUACACCGGAAUUCUGAUUUUCUUAGGCAUCGUUGCCGCUUUAUUGGAAGCUUUUACUUGGUUCAUUGUUAUCAAAAGGAAACAGACGAGCUCUGUGAAGUACCCCGAUGGGAAUGGAGUGAAUGGCACUAAUAGCUAUGCUGCCAGAACUGAGAAUGGGGUAUAGUUUAUAGAUGAGAGACUAGGCCUUUUCCUUCCUCAGAUGCCUCACUCGCUUAUUUUUGUAGGCUUUUACACCAUGGGUGGGGGUAUUUGAAUGUCAUGUAUGUUUGAGAGAGUUUUAGUACCUUCUUUU